UUUUACUAGGAAAAACAAGAAAAAAGAUAAUUUGGGACUGUUGCCGGUUGUAUGUGACUUGAGGAACGGGGCUGGCAGUAGUGAAGGCGAUCAUGGUUGUAACAAGACGAGAAAAGACGAUUCGCUCUGCGACAUCCUGUCGAGUCCGUCAUUCCGAUUCGUCAUCUGCUUGAUCAUCGUAAUGGUUGUUUUACUGUACAAGUCGGUGUACGUAGAUUAUUUCCACUGGAAGAGUGAAAAGUCUUCUGCGUGGACCACGAAGACCUCGAGGAAUUCUAACAAUACGUUUCACGACGACGACGAAGGAAAACCAAAAAUUGAAGUAAUUGAGAUUUUGCCUAAUUGUGGGUUACAAACGAUUUGUUCCGAUGAUGCUUUUCCUAUUCACAUAUAUACUGGAAAGAACAAGACUGAUUUUCCGAAAUUGUGCAUAAUGGGAAAAUAUGUCAUGGCAUUUAACCGAACCGCAGGUGGACGUGGAAUCAAUAUAGCCGUCAUAGAACCAGCUACAUAUACUAUACUGACUGUGAAAAACUUUGAUACUUAUGAGUAUAACAGCUCUAAUUUAGACGAAUGGCUUGAUCACAUGGUUAGGGUCGGUGACGUGGUGAUAUUUUUUACGUUUGACGAGGCAUCUAAGAAGUUAACGAAAAAAACCAGAAACCUCUUGUACAAUAUGGGGAGUGGAAAGAUUCAAGACUUGUGGUACAGAUGCCAGUGGUACAUGGUGACGCAAAAGGGAAUUCAAGGCAUCACGCCAUAUGAAAAAAUAACUUACUCACAUAAAAACAACUGGGCCAGAGCACUGGACGACAAGUUGUGUGUUCCGUUUCAAAUAACUGGAAAUCCAAUAGUGUCCGAUGAUUUGAGUAACUAUCAACCGACGUUUUGUAAUACCUUACUGCUGUCGACUAACGAGUACACCGAAUAUUGCAACGAAAAUAGCGAACACACCAGAAACGUCAAUUACAGUAACCUGAAGAAUCAGACUCAAGGAAGUCACCGAACAACAGGUAAUCGAUUGAUCGACUGAACGGAACACACGAAAGAUACAUCGUGAAUACACGCGCACACACGCACAUACACACGUGCAUAUACAUAAAUAUGUCCCCUCUUAUAUUGAUUAUUACCUGGUGUUGUUUCCGGUGUAAUUUUAAUUCGACGAUGUCUCAGAACUUAACUUCGGUGUGUGAUAUUUAAUAAUUAGGGAACAGGGUUAUCUCAUAUAAUAGUACAAAGGUGACAUAUACAAUUAAUUAACAUAUAAAAUAAUAUAAAUACGAUACCGCGUAUGUUAGAAUUUAGUAGGCGAGUAGGUGAGAACCGCAGUGGACUUGAGGAUGAUAUUGAUGGCAGUCGGAAUGGUGGUUUUUUGACUUGGGCACCUCUGUACACGGCUCUGUUACUGUGUCGGUACUCGUUCAUUAAUGUCUUUGCUGUGUCAUCGCUCUGGCUGUAUAUUCACGCCAAAAUCUCUUAGUCAGCAUUCGUUCAUGACCUCAUUCCUUUUCCACACAUUCAACAUGUUAGCUGGGUUAUAAUAAAGGAGUAAUACGCAAUGUUGAUAAAGAUCAAUUGUUACAAUAUGUUAUUAGUGCAAUUCGUUUUUCUUUAUUAUUUUUUUUCCCAAAUUAUGUCGAUGUUGUUACACUCGCGAAAAUGUAUGCGUAAAAUAUGCAGCGGAUGGACGAUAAUUACUUAUCAUUUUAUAUGCACACAAUAUAUAUUACAAGCAUAUAUAUAUAUGUUAAAGUGUAUGAUCGAAGUCGGUGAAUGUUAACAAUCACCAGUGUAUGUCAACAUAUACCAAAAAACCGUAGUGAAUGUUGUCAAAGUAGCCUUUAUGAAGUCGUGUUUGUGGAAUUUUACAACUAGUGUUUGGUAAAUGUUGAUCACAUUUGAAACGCAACAUAUAUUGUAAGAUAUUUUCGAUAAUAAUAAGAUUUAAGACAUUAUUGUUUGGAAACAUGUUUUUUUUUAAAAAAUCCGUGUUUCAAACAAAUGCUUGGCUUUUAUUAUUGUUAUCGCUCAGGAUAGUAUUCUCGAUAUUUAAUAAUCCAAUUUUCUAACGUAAAAUUGCUAUUUAUAUCUUCGUUAUUAUUGACACAUAUACAAAACCUAGUGCAAUAGUGUUUUUUUACAGUGUUUAAAAGUGAUAUUUUUAAUAUUUAUUUUAAUUACACAUAAAAUUAUCAAACAUAAUUGAGUAGAUAGGUUCGUAUAAAAGUUAUUUUUUCACUGUUCAAAAAAUGGAGUAGCGAGCUUGGAUAUAAUUUCAGUGUAUACAAACACUCGUCCAAACGUAUGGAUGUAUUUUAUUAUUGUUGGUACGUAUACGUACAUGCAUGCGUUCUACACAGCGGCAGUCGCGGCCGGCGGAGCCCACUCGACGAUUAAUCAAAUAAUCGCCCUUUUGACGACCCUCAAUGUGCUGCAGCACAUUUUAUCGUUCAUUCUUUUUCUUUAGAUGCGUUAAGCGAUUUCACACGGACCAAGUUUUUUGAAUAAGAUACACGAAUCCGCCUAUAAAAAUAAAUUAUAAACAGGAUACACAGCAAAUCCGAGGAUAAUCGAACAAAAAUGUGGUUUUAGACUACCUGAAGUGUCAUUGUAGUACCAUGUACAGUCUGCCUAUAUACAUAUCUGCAGUGCAAAAUACGUUAUACGUGUAAAACCUCAAAAAUGUUAAUGAAAUAGUGCCUUUUUUUAUAGCAUUGCUAUCGUGGGCUUGUGCAAUCGAUUGAAUAAUAUUUAUUUUCUAAAGUCUGACCGAUCGUUUUUUGCACUAGUACACAUGCAUCCACAUUUGUAAUCACAUUGUACUUAUACAUACUAUACCUACGAGUAUAUACAUAGAGAUUUUAGUCAUUAAACCUAUUCUUUAAGGAGGCUAUUAUUGGUGUCCAUUUAAAACAUGCUUAAUUAAUUUAUAGUGAAUUGUUUACAUGCAACGUCGAUUGCAAUCAUUAAUAAUAUUUGAAAUAAAAUAAUUUUACUAAAAGGUAUUAUUAGGGAAGGAUUUGAUAAAGAUCGAAUACCACUAUCUAUAUAACAGAUAAAAAAAAAGUGUAAUAUUGUAUGAUCUCUCUUGCUUUCUCGCACUUACAAUUUUAUUUCUAUAAAAUAGAAAAAAAAUUAAAUCAGAGUUAAAAAUUGAGAUAAAUCACAAAAGUUCUUUUGGGGUUCUAGAGUUUCUAAAACGAAAAUCCCAUACGAGUAGAGGAAUAAUUGCCUAAAUCUGGGGUCGGCAACCUUUUGAACCACGCGGGCCAUAUUUUUUUUUCAAAUGUUAAUCAAAGACCACAUUAAAAAAAAA
Sipha flava (yellow sugarcane aphid) is the source of this 3316-nucleotide messenger RNA. RefSeq names its product protein FAM3C-like. The coding region runs from base 182 to 1033 and encodes 283 amino acids. The transcript has 7 exons. NCBI's taxonomy places the organism in Eukaryota, Metazoa, Arthropoda, Insecta, Hemiptera, Aphididae. The record is from RefSeq and is a predicted model, not a curated record.